This is a messenger RNA of Closterium sp. Naga37s-1, 1284 nucleotides long. Lineage: Eukaryota; Viridiplantae; Streptophyta; Zygnematophyceae; Desmidiales; Closteriaceae. The record is from the annotation of a GenBank genome assembly.
AUGGCCCGGGUUUCGCGAAACUUACGCGCCAGGAUGGGGGAGGGAGGGAAAAACGGGUGUCUCCCAUGUGUCGCUGGUGGCGCACAGAGCAGGCGGGAUGGCUGGCACGCGCCUGACUGCCUACCCGCUACCCCCCUUCUCUCCCUAUCACCCCACCCCCUCUCCCCCCGCACUUCCCCCUCAGGCGCCUCCCAGGUGUCGUUGGGGGCGCACAGAGCAGGCGAGGUGGCUGGAACGCGCCUGAUUGCCUACCCGCUACCCCCCUUCUCUCCCUAUCACCCCACCCUCUCUCCCCCCACACUUUCCCCUCAGGCGCCUCCCAGGCGCCACAUAGUUUAUAUGAUGUUUCCCUUUUUGUUCCCUUCCUUCUCUUACCUUUCCUCGCGAUAUUCUACCAAUGACAUAUCCUCCCUUCCCCCACUGCCAUAUCCUCCCUACCCCCACUGCCAUACCCUCCCUACCCCCACUGCCAUACCCUCCCUUCCCCCACUGCCAUACCCUCCCUACCCCCACUGCCAUACCCUCCCUUCCCCCACUGCCAUAUCCUCCCUUCCCCCACUGCCAUAUCCUCCCUACUCCCAUUUCCUGCCACAUUGUCCCUAUGCCCAAUGCCAUAUCCUCCCUAUGCCCAACGCCAUAUCAUUUCCCCCCCUGCUCCCUCUCAUUUCCCCCCCUUCUCCCUCUCAUUUCCCCCCCUUCUCCCUCUCAUUUCCCCCCCUUCUCCCUCUCAUUUCCCCAUCUUCUCCCUCUCAUUUUAACCCCUGCACCCUCUCAUUUCCUUCCCCAUCCCUCUCAUUUCCUUCCCCAUCCCUCUCAUUUCCUUCCCCAUCCCUCUCAUUUCCUUCCCCAUCCCUCUCAUUUCCUUCCCCAUCCCUCUCAUUUCCUUCCCCAUCCCUCUCAUUUCCUUCCCCAUCCCUCUCAUUUCCUUCCCCAUCCCUCUCAUUUCCUUCCCCAUCCCUCUCAUAUCCUUCCCCAUCCCUCUCAUUUCCUUCCCCAUCCCUCUCAUUUCCUUCCCCAUCCCUCUCAUUUCCUUCCCCAUCCCUCUCAUAUCCCCACCUGCUCCCACUCAUCUCCCAUCCCUCUGCUUCCCCGCAUUCCCCCCUAUGCUUCCUCUCUUUUUUACAAGUGCUUCCCCCCAGUUUCCCUCCUCUCCUUGGCCUCUGUCUCCCCCCUCAUUGCCCUCUGUUUCCCCCCUCCUUACCCUCUGUUUCCCACCUCCUUGCUCUCUGUUUCCCCUCUCCGGGCUCUCAGUUUCCCCAUUCAUGUGCCCCAUCGCCCUCCUGA